Molecule: messenger RNA, 934 nt
Organism: Condylostylus longicornis
Lineage: Eukaryota; Metazoa; Arthropoda; Insecta; Diptera; Dolichopodidae
Exons: 2
Coding region: 99-785 (228 amino acids)
Cellular component (GO): nucleosome
Molecular function (GO): structural constituent of chromatin; DNA binding; protein heterodimerization activity
Source: RefSeq, a predicted model, not a curated record
ACAAAAAAGUAUAAAAUUAUUCAAAAUUUUAAUUAGGUCUUAAUGUCCGUAUGUGCAUCAGUAUUUUUUUUGAAAUUUAAAAAUUAUUCUUUAAAUAAAUGUCAACUUCAAGAAGGGAAGAUACUAUAAGAAACUACUUUGAUGAGGAAAGCUGUACUGACGACAGUACUGGAUUUUUGUCUCCAGAUACUCAGAACGAAACUAAUGGUAAUGCUUUAAAUGCUUCUAUAUCUAAUCAUCCACUUGCUAGUAGCAGCAGACGAUCUUUGGGACGAACUCCUACGAAGUCCAGUCAAAAACCAAGACCAAAAUCAAAACAAAAACAGACCAGAUCGUCUUCUAUGCAACGAACUACAUGGUCUAAUAAAUCGCAAAAAGAAAAUGAAAUGCCUAGUCGUAGGUCGCAGCGUAUUCAGGAAAUUUCAAAUAUAUCACCCAAGCAAACUACUCAACAUUCAAGACGAAAACUACAGAAACCAAAAAAACAUGUAUUAUAUGAAAUCCGAAAAUACCAAGCCACUACAAGUAACUUAAUUCCAAAACUACCAUUUUCUAAACUUAUAAAGCAGAUAAUAGGAGAAUAUAGUGAUACAAAUAUGAGAGUAACACCAGCAGCGCUGGAAGCCAUACAAGAAUCUGCUGAAAUAUAUUUAACAGUAUUUUUCGAGGAUGCAUACAGAUGUGCUUUACAUAGAGGACGAGUUACAUUAAUAAUUAAAGAUAUGGAAUUAGUAAGAAUUUUACGAGGAGUGAAUGAUCCGGGGUAUAGAACCCCAAAUAAUUGAAGUGGAAUAAAUUUACUUUAAUAAGAGUUAUCAUACAUUUUUGUUCAUUUAUAGUUUAAAUUACAUUACGUAUUAUAUUUUGACACAGUUUUUGAAAAAAAAGAUUUUCAAUGCUUAUUGUAUCUAAUAGUUUUGUAUAAAUAUUAAAU